AGUGUAAGAAAACAAAUAUGGCGGAAGAUAAAAUAGGUUCGUUGGAAGAAGAAGCUUUAAAAAGAAAAGAACGUUUACAAGCUUUGAAAAAGAAGACUGAAGAAAAUAAAGAAAAUAAGAAUGAAAGUGCUAGUAAAUUACCGAAACCAAAAUUUCGAAGUUAUAAACCACAAGAUGAAAGUCUUAAAGAUAAAGUAUUAGAAGAUGCAAAACCAGGUAACGUAGAAGAGGAAGUAAAAGAUCAAUUAAGUGCUGCAAAUACGAAAGUUGUUAUUGAAGAACUUGAUAUCAGCAAUCUUGCCCCUAGAAAACCAGAUUGGGAUUUAAAACGAGAUGUUGCUAAGAAAUUAGAAAAAUUGGAAAGAAGAACUCAAAAAGCAAUAGCAGAACUUAUAAGAGAACGUCUUAAACAAGGGCAGCAUGAUCUAGCUGCUGUGGUGAAUAUGGCAACUAAAGAUCAAAUAGAAUCAUCAACUUAAUAUCAUUAAUAAUAUAAUUUUUAGAUGUAUAUAUAAUGUAUGUAUAUAUUUAAUUAUAAUAUUUAGAUUGUAUAAUAUUUAAAUAUUUUAUCUUAUAAAAUUUUUAUAAAAUAUUUUAUGAAAUUGUAAAAAAUUUUAUAAAAAAUGAAUAAAAUACAUUAUUGAUAA
Messenger RNA from Apis cerana (Asiatic honeybee), 647 nucleotides. Its product is annotated as coiled-coil domain-containing protein 12. Lineage: Eukaryota; Metazoa; Arthropoda; Insecta; Hymenoptera; Apidae. Gene Ontology annotation, cellular component: post-mRNA release spliceosomal complex; U2-type spliceosomal complex. The record is from RefSeq and is a predicted model, not a curated record.